Cucurbita moschata (crookneck pumpkin) is the source of this 2032-nucleotide messenger RNA. Its product is annotated as BAHD acyltransferase DCR-like. Lineage: Eukaryota; Viridiplantae; Streptophyta; Magnoliopsida; Cucurbitales; Cucurbitaceae. The coding region runs from base 124 to 1614 and encodes 496 amino acids. The transcript is spliced from 2 exons. The record is from RefSeq and is a predicted model, not a curated record.
GUGGCCAAAGUGCAUGAAUGAGCCACUUCCCUUAAUUCCUAUAUAUACUCAUUUUUCGCUCCCUCUCCCCUUCCAAUCCAAACCAUAAGUUUAGGCAAAAUCAAAACAUAUAUUCAUUGAAACAUGCCUUCUUCUUCUUCUUCUUCUUCUUCUUCCAUUUCCAUCGUCUCAAAAUGCUCUGUUUUUCCUUAUCAACCUUCCUCGUUGAACUCUGUUAAGCUUAAGCUCUCUGUUUCUGAUCUUCCCAUGCUCUCUUGCCACUAUAUUCAAAAGGGUGUUCUUUUAUCUUCCCCUCCUUACUCCCUUGCUGAUUUCGUCUCCUUUCUCAAGCUAUCUCUCUCCGCCACUCUCUCCCAUUUCCCUCCUCUCGCCGGCCGUUUCUCCACCGAUGCUGACGGCUAUGUUUACAUCCUCUGCAAUGAUGCUGGGGUUGAAUUUAUCGAGGCUAAGGCUAAACAUCUCACCCUCCAUGCCCUUCUUUCCCCUCUUGAUCUUCCGGUUUACUUCAAGGAUUUUUUUUACUUUGAUCGGACUAUUAGCUACUCCGGCCACUCCAACCCCUUACUCGCUGUUCAGGUGACAGAGUUGGCGGAUGGUGUGUUUGUUGGGUGUACUGUCAAUCACGCCGUCACCGACGGGACUUCGUUCUGGCAUUUCUUCAACACAUUUGCUGAAAUUUGCAAAGGGACUAAAAAGAUCUCGAAUUCGCCGGAUUUUAGUAGAAACACUGUUUUCAACUCGCCGGUGCCGCUGAAGUUUCCCGAAGGUGGGCCGGUGGUGACGUUUAACGGCGACGAGCCAUUGAGAGAGAGGAUUUUCCACUUCACACGAGAAUCCAUUCUGAAGCUGAAGCUGAGGGCCAACGUCAACAACCAGGUCACCGGAAGGAAACCGGUCAACGGAUUUUACGACGCCGGCAAGAUUUUGGGGAAACAGGGGAAUGACAGUUGGAAAACGGUAGACGGGAACAACGGGACUAAUAACGAGGGGAACAUAACGUCCGUUUUGGAAAAUUUGAUUAAAACGAAUGUCCCGAGUCGGACGGCGGAGAUUUCGUCUUUCCAAUCGUUAUGCGCGCAUCUGUGGCGCUCAGUGACACGUGCGAGAAAAUUAGACGAGUCCAAAACGACGACGUUUCGCAUGGCGGUUAACUGCCGCCACCGACUGAAUCCACGGAUGGAUCCGUACUAUUUCGGAAACGCGAUACAGAGUAUUCCGACGGUGGCGCCGGUCGGAGAGCUUCUGUCGAACGAUCUCCGGUGGUGCGCCGAUCUGCUGCAUAAAAACGUGGUGACGCACGACGACGCCACCGUCCGCCGGGGAAUCGCAGAUUGGGAGAGCCAACCACGGCUGUUCCCGCUGGGGAACUCUGACGGUGCAUCAAUCACCAUGGGCAGCUCGCCAAGAUUUCCAAUGUACGACAACGAUUUCGGGUGGGGCCGUCCAAUCGCCGUCAGGAGCGGCAAAGCCAACAAAUUCGACGGUAAGAUCUCCGCCUUCCCCGGGCGAGAAGGAAACGGCAGCGUCGAUCUCGAAAUCGUCCUCUCGCCAGAAACAAUGGCUGGUCUGGAGCGGGACCCAGAUUUUAUGCAGUACGUCUCAACACCGGUAUGAUUGGUCCACCCAAGUGCGGGGCCCGCAAAGUAAAAAUCUCUUUCAACGAAUUAAUUACUUUUUAUGGUAAAAGUAAAAAGAAAAAAAAGAAUAGCCAUAUAUAUAUUUCAGAAUCGUCUCUCGAAAGGUAAAAAAGUAAAACUGAGAGGAGGCGUGGAAUUUGAUGAAGUCAUGAAGACAAAGAAAACGGCGACGUUUUGGCUAUGGUUUUUUUAUAAAACGCCUAUUAUGUUUAUGAUCAGCUAUAUAUAACUUCCCCACGCCGUCGUGAAAAAAAGGAUUCAAGAUGGUUUCUAGUGUUGCUAUGAUUAAUGGGAUGAUGUGGAUUCUUAGUCUUAGUAAUGGGAGCAAUAACCAAAAAUGGCGUGAACAAAGCUGAGUUUGAAAUGAAUAUGGUGUCGGAAUUAUAAUGUCGUGC